AUGUCACUCGCGCCAGGAUUUUCAGGCCCCGUGCAUGUAUGCAGACGGCUAUUUUGUGAGCCGACGCAAGCACUGGUUCAACAAACGCUUGAAACCGUUAUUCGGAGAGAUCAAGAGCGCUUUUCCAAAGUCUGGAAUUUUCCUCCGGAUGUUUCUGUGAGACAGCCGUUGGCAUCUAAGAAUCUCUCGCUGUCUAACUCGGAGAACCAACCAAUUCAAAGAACGGAUUCUGGUGUUUGUAGCUGGCGACUAUUUCAACCAGAAGCCGCUUUUUACAAUACACCACCACGAAAACUGAAAGCGUAUCGUCGCCUGGCUCCAUCCGUCGCACAAAAGACCCGAAUGGAAAUGUUCCGUAUUCCCACACUCACCAUUUCAGUACCACGAAAGGAAGAAUCCGCUGUUUUACCUGGCGAAAAAUGCGAGAAGGCUAACAGCAAUUCCGAAUGCAACACUCCUGGCUUACUAGUGAAGGCCCCUGUUCAAACUGCUUCAGCCCCUACCCGUCCGCUGACUCCGAUUUUGAUUCGNAUUUUGAUUCGACCAUCCCCAGAAGACGAUCUACCGCCUCUUCCGUAUCUGGAACACUUGAGCCUGUCACAACAUAACUGCAGCUCGCCUGCACAUAGCGGUCACAAAGUGACAGUAAUCCGUUCCAGGCAUUCGGAGCAAAUCAAACGGAGGUCUGGCGCCAAAGUUACUGGUAUGUUCAAAACAACUUUGUUUUUUUAA
Echinostoma caproni is the source of this 732-nucleotide messenger RNA. The record is from the annotation of a GenBank genome assembly. NCBI's taxonomy places the organism in Eukaryota, Metazoa, Platyhelminthes, Trematoda, Plagiorchiida, Echinostomatidae.